This is a messenger RNA of Lactuca sativa (garden lettuce), 540 nucleotides long. Lineage: Eukaryota; Viridiplantae; Streptophyta; Magnoliopsida; Asterales; Asteraceae. The record is from RefSeq and is a predicted model, not a curated record.
AUGCUUGACUUGGGUGCAUCUAUAAAUGUCCUACCAUACUCUGUUUACAAAUCAAUUGGUGUACGAACAUUGAGCAAAACCGAUGUAAUCAUUCAACUUGUUGAUCGGUCUAUAGUACACCCAAAAGGUGUGCUAGAGGACGUGUUAGUUCAAGUCAAUGAACUUAUUUUCCCAGCUAACUUUUAUGUUCUAGAUAUGGGAGAUGAUGACUCCCCAAAUUCAAGUUCCAUACUUUUGGGUAGUCCUUUUCUUAAAACAAUAAAAACCAAAAUUGAUGUCUACAAUGAAACUUUAUCAAUGGAAUUUGAUGGGGGAGAAUGCUUUGAGUUGACUAACCAUGAUUUUUUAGAGCUGGCUUUAAAUAAGAACUUUGAUAAAAAUUUGGUCAGGGAGAUUCCAGAAAAACUCAAGUUGGAUAAAGAGAUGUUGGUAAAUGUCGAGUUUAUAGAUGAAAAGAAGAACAUGGGGUUCCAUGAAAUGGGUAUUCACCAAAAGCUAAAGAUCCAAGAAUUAGAGGAGAUUAAAAAUGAAGAAUUUUAG